Molecule: messenger RNA, 996 nt
Organism: Diorhabda carinulata
Lineage: Eukaryota; Metazoa; Arthropoda; Insecta; Coleoptera; Chrysomelidae
Source: the annotation of a RefSeq genome assembly
AUUCUAUUUUUUAACUCAAUAAUAAUUGGAACUUUAAUUUCAAUUUCAGCUUAUUCUUGAUUUAAUAUAUGAAUUGGCCUUGAAAUUAAUCUUUUAAGAAUUAUCCCCUUAAUAAAAUCAAAUAAAAAUAUUUAUCCUGCAGAAGCAGCUUUAAAAUAUUUUAUUACUCAAGCCUUAGCCUCUACUAUUAUUUUAUUCGCUGUAAUUAUAGUAUUAAUUUCUUCAGAUUAUAUCCCUAAUAAUUCUGAUAUUUGAUUAAUAAUAAUUCUUAAUUCAGCAUUACUAACAAAAUUAGGAGCUGCCCCCUUUCACUCCUGAUUUCCUGAAGUAAUAGAAGGAUUAAAUUGAAUAAAUAGCCUUAUUUUAUUAACAUGACAAAAAUUAGCCCCUAUAAUUUUAGUGAUAUAUAAUUUAAGUAUAACCCAAUUUUUAACAUUUGUAAUUAUUACUUCCUCUAUUGUAGGGGGAAUUUUAGGGUUAAAUCAAACAAGAUUACGAAAAAUUAUAGCUUACUCUUCAAUUAAUCAUAUUGGUUGAAUACUUGCAGGAAUAUUAAAUUCUAAGUUAAUUUGAUUAGUAUAUUUUAUUAUUUAUUUUUUUAUUAGGUUAAAUAUUGUUAUUUUUUUCAUAAAACUAAAUUUAUUUAAUUUAAACCAACUUUUUAAUGCACUAAAUACAAACAAAUUAAUUAAACUAUUUUUUAUUUUAAAUUUUUUAUCUUUAGGAGGUCUACCCCCCUUUUUAGGAUUUUUACCAAAAUGACUCGUGAUUAAUAAUUUAAUUUUAAACCAAAUAUAUACUCUAAGUUUAAUUUUAAUCAUUACAACAUUAAUCACCUUAUACUUUUAUAUUCGAUUAACAUUUUCUUCAUUAACUAUCUUAAUAACAGAAAAUUUAAUUAAAUCAACAAAAUUUAAUAAUUUUAUCUUUUUAUUUUUAAAUGUAUUUACUUUACUUAGCUUAUGCCUUUGUACUAGAAUUUUAAGUAUCUUAUAA